Fonsecaea erecta is the source of this 1392-nucleotide messenger RNA. RefSeq lists its product as hypothetical. The coding region runs from base 1 to 1392 and encodes 463 amino acids. Gene Ontology annotation, molecular function: oxidoreductase activity, acting on the aldehyde or oxo group of donors, NAD or NADP as acceptor. NCBI's taxonomy places the organism in Eukaryota, Fungi, Ascomycota, Eurotiomycetes, Chaetothyriales, Herpotrichiellaceae. The record is from RefSeq and is a predicted model, not a curated record. The transcript has a single exon.
AUGCCUCCGACGUACCCAGAGACACUAAACGUGCGCUACUCAUCCGACGACCCGUCCCUCCGAUUCCCCGUCCACAACCCAGCGACCGGUGAGGUUAUCACCCAUCUUCAAGCGGGGACACCUUCUCAAGUCGACGCCGCCGUCCGAAGUGCCCAGAAAGCAUACGACAGCGACUGGCGGUGGCGCUCCCCAGCGGAGCGAAGCGCCUUUCUCUUCAGAUGCGCCGACGCACUGGAGCCCCACAAGGACGAGCUGGCCGAGUUGUUGUGCCUGGAGAAUGGCAAGCCAAAGCAGGAUGCCCUGUCCUUCGACAUCAACUUUCUCGUCAACAUCUUUCGGUUCUUUGCCAGUAUCUGUGACAAGCUGCCGGGCGAGUUCUACCAGCGAGGCAGCGUCAACGCGACGGUGAUCUAUGAGCCAUUCGGCGUCUGUGCUGGGAUUCUGCCCUUCAACUGGCCACCAAUCCAUUUCGGGGGCAAGACGGCUCCAGCCCUGGCGGCGGGGAAUGUCAUGAUCAUCAAGCCCGGGGAACAGGCUCCUUUGACGGUGCUCCGGAUGUGUGAGAUCAUCUCCCAAGUCCUGCCCCCGGACGUGGUUCAGGUUGUGCCAGGCCUUGGGCCGGAGGUCCCUGCGGCAUUGAUCAAGCACGACCUUGUCAAGAUGGUGUCUUUCACAGGGUCAACUGUGGCGGGAGCAAAGGCGGCCGAGACAGCGGCGAAGACUGUGACGCCUGUAGUGCUCGAGCUUGGGGGGAAGAAUGCGUUCGUUGUCUUCGAUGACGUCGAGAAUCUCGAUCGCGCAGUUGGGUAUGCUCUCGAAGGGGCAUUUUUCAACAAAGGCGAGGCGUGCACGGCAUCAUCCAGAAUAUUGGUCCAAAACGGGGUGUAUAAUCAAUUCUGCGACAAACUUGCUGCGGGGGUGAAGAACCUCAAGUCCGGAAACGGUCUGUCCCCAACCACCCACCUGGGACCGCAGGUCAGCAAGGCACAACAAGAGAGGGUCCUCGGAUACCUCAAGAAGGCCAAGGACCUCGAGAAAGAAGGAAAAGUCAAGAUCGCGGCCCAGGGUCAAUUGCCCGACGACCCGGCUUGCCAGAACGGCUUCUUCGUGCCGCCCACCCUGAUCACCGACGUCACGAGAGACAUGGUGAUCGCCCAGGAGGAAAUGUUCGGUGUGCUCGUGACAGUGACGCCAUUUAAGACGGAGGACGAAGCCAUUGACAUCGUGAACGAGUCCCGGUACGGCCUGACGAGCAUCAUCUUCAGCCAGAGUAGCGAGAGGUGUUGGCGCUUCUCGAAAAAGGUCGACGUCGGGUUGGUCUACGUCAACAACUACUUCCGGAACAUUCUGGGGAUUCCCUUUGGAGGAGCUAAAGAAACCGGGUACGGGUGA